This is a messenger RNA of Podarcis lilfordi (Lilford's wall lizard), 7758 nucleotides long. NCBI's taxonomy places the organism in Eukaryota, Metazoa, Chordata, Lepidosauria, Squamata, Lacertidae. The record is from the annotation of a GenBank genome assembly.
CUCCCGCCACCCACGAGCGCUGACAGCGUCGGCGGAGGCUGUCGGGAGUUGAAGUCUUUACGUCACACCCCCCUUCCCGGAGCUGGUAGGCGUGGCCUCUCCCCCUCCGAGGGUAUAUAAAGGCCCGGCCCCGGCCACGUGACCCUUUCCGCCCGCUGCCUUCGCCUCCGCCAUGGACACGAGCCGCGUGCAGCCCAUCAAGCUGGCCCGAGUCACCAAAGUGCUGGGCCGGACAGGCUCGCAGGGGCAGUGCACCCAGGUAAGCCCGGGAGAGAGGUGGGGUGGACAAGGCCUCCCCCCAUCCUGCUCCUCCACUUCCGGGGGGGGGGUUUGCACUCUGCACGCCCUCAGAGGCUAACCACCCCCUUCCUCCUCCUCUCGUCUCGGUGCCUGAGUCUGGGCCUCUUGGAAGAAAUUUAAAGACUACUUACAGAAAUACUGUAAAAUUAAUGAAUGAAAGAAUGAUGUUGGAUAGUAACUAAGUGGUUUCCAGCUGUAAUGCUUUAAGAGAAUAUGAAAAAAAGGGUUAUAAAUGGGUUAAAAUCUAAUGGUAAGGAUUUGCUGAACCAAUAAAUUGGAGUGGAAUACAAAAAAGGGAGGUAUGAGGAGGUCCGGGAAACAAGUUAAAGGAAAAUAAGUAACUGGAAAUAUGUGUGUUUUUAAUUGUUUUUAUUUUGUAUUUUUCUCUUUUCUUUUUCAUUUUUGCUGUAAUAUUUCAAAAACUUAAUAAAUAUCUUAUUUAAAAAAAAGAUGUAGGAGGCACGCCACCAGAGGGUUGGACUAGAUGAUCCUGGGGGGAUUUGCACUCUGCACGCCCUCAGAGGCUUAACCACCCCCUUCUUCCUCCUCUCGGUUCCUUAGUCUGGGCCUCUUCAAGAUGAAGGAGGGGCCUCGGCGACGCCACCAGAGGGUUGGACUAGAUGAUCCUGGGGGGGGGGGACUUGCACUCUGCACGCCCUCAGAGGCUAACCACCCCCUUCCUCCUCCUCUCGGUUCCUUAGUCUGAGCCUCUUCAAGGCGAAGGAGGGGCCUUGGCGACGCCACCAGAGGCUUGGACUAGAUGAUCCUGGGGGGGGGGAUUUGCACUCUGCACGCCCUCAGAGGCUAACCACCCCCUUCCUCCUCCUCUCGUCUCAGUGCCUGAGUCUGGGCCUCUUCAAGGCGAAGGAGGGGCCUUGGCGACGCCACCAGAGGGUUGUGUGAUAGGAAUUUUAUGGUUUUAGAUAUAUGGCAACGUUCAUAACCACACGUACAUAGAUCAGCACAGGAAAGCCAACCUGGAACCAUUUUGAUUCCUAAACUGAGCAAAUGUUUCUCUGCAUGGUAAAAAUGGAAAAGCCUCCCCAUUGUCUCUUCCUUCACAAAUCCUGUCUUAAUCUGUGUUUGAAUAAGGGUGUGAGCCUUAUCAUUACAAAAGACUGCCAAGGCUCCCCAAGAAAUCCAAUCAAGUAACCUGCCAGACAGGAAAUAAACAAAGCGACAGGAGAAAACAACAUGCAAAUGUUCUGUUUUAGACCGCCUUAUCUGAGGGGUGGUCUUAGGUUACACCCCUUCUGUGAUGAAUGCAUAAUGUUUCUGGGGGUGGUCUUGAUCUAGAGGAUGGGAAUUUCAAAAGUCUUUAUAAGCCCUUGCACAGCAUUUUUGGGGGUCCUCUUCCUCUCCUGCGUGUGAGGGAGCGCCCUGUUGCAACAGAUCAAUAAAGAUCAGGCUUACUAGCUGCUUUGCUUCUCAAUAUUCUCUGGUUGGCCUCUGUUAUUUUCUCCUACCAAUAGGGAACCUAUGUAAGGACUCUAUAUGGGCUCUUGGAUACCCCAUAAGGGAAAAGGGCAUGUUUUUAUUUACAACAGUUGGACUAGAUGAUCCUCGGGGGGGGGGGAUUUGCACUCUGCACCUCCUCAGAGGCUAACCACCCCCUUCCUCCUCUCAUCUCGGUGCCUGAGUCUGGGCCUCUUCAAGAUGAAGGAGGCACGCCACCAGAGGGUUGGACUAGAUGAUCCUGGGGGGGAUUUGCACUCUGCACGCCCUCAGAGGCUAACCACCCCCUUCUUCCUCCUCUCGUCUCGGUGCCUGAGUCUGGGCCUCUUCAAGGCGAAGGAGGGGCGUCGGCGACGCUGCCAGACACACAAACACACUACCUCGCCAUCAAAUUUCUUGGGUCAGGGCAUCAGAAAAGUUUGGUGGUUCGAACUCACUCGGGGUUGGACUAGAUGAUCCUCGGGGGGGGGGAUUUGCACUCUGCACCUCCUCAGAGGCUAACCACCCCCUUCCUCCUUGUCUCGGUGCCUGAGUCUGGGCCUCUUCAAGGCGAAGGAGGGGCCUUGGCGACGCCACCGGAGGGUUGGACUAGAUGAUCCUCGGGAGGCGGAUUUGCACUCUGCAAACUCUCAGAGGUUAAGCACCCCUUCUUCCUCCUCUCGUCUCGGUGCCUGAGUCUGGGCCUCUUCAAGGCAACUCUAUCAGACACACAAACACACACACUACCUCGCCAUCAAAUUUCGUGGGUCAGGACGUCUGAAAAGUUUGGUGGUUCGAGCUCACUCAGGGGGUUGGACUAGAUGAUCCUGCAGGGGAUUUGCACCUGCACACUCAGAGGUUAAGCACCCUUCCUCCUCCUCUCGUCUCGGUUCCUUAGUCUGGGCCUCUUCAAGGCGAAGGAGGGGCCUUGGCGACGCCACCAGAGGGUUGGACGCGAUGCUCCUGGGGGGGGGGGACUUGCACUCUGCACGCCCUCAGAGGCUAACCACCCCCUUCCUCCUCCUCUCGUCUCGGUGCCUGAGUCUGGGCCUCUUCAAGAUGAAGGAGGCACCCCACUAGAGGGUUGGACUAGAUGAUCCUGGGGGGGAUUUGCACUCUGCACGCCCUCAGAGGCUAACCACCCCCUUCUUCCUCGUCUCGGUGCCUGAGUCUGGGCCUCUUCAAGGCGAAGGAGGGGCCUUGGCGACGCCACCAGAGGGUUGGACUAGAUGAUCCUCGGGGGGGGGACUUGCACUCUGCACGCCCUCAGAGGCUAACCACCCCCUUCCUCCUCCUCUCGUCUCGGUGCCUGAGUCUGGGCCUCUUCAAGGCGAAGGAGGGGCCUUGGCGACGCCACCAGAGGGUUGGACUAGAUGAUCCUCGGGGGGGGACUUGCACUCUGCACGCCCUCAGAGGCUAACCACCCCCUUCCUCCUCCUCUCGUCUCAGUGCCUGAGUCUGGGCCUCUUCAAGGCAACUCUACCAGAUACACAAACACACACACUACCUCGCCAUCAAAUUUCUUGGGUCAGGGCAUCAGAAAAGUUUGGUGGUUCGAGCUCACUCAGGGGGUUGGACUAGAUGAUCCUCGGGGGGGGAUUUGCACUCUGCACCUCCUCAGAGGCUAACCACCCCCUUCCUCCUCCUCUCGUCUCGGUGCCUGAGUCUGGGCCUCUUCAAGGUGAAGGAGGAGCCUUGGCGGCGCCACCAGAGGGUUGGACUAGAUGAUCCUUGGGGGGUCCCUUCCCGCUCUUCAACUCUUGGGGUAGAAGUAUUUCGUAAAAGGGUUCCAGGAACGAAACCCUCGGAAGAGCCUCACUCCUUUUGCAAAGUUUAAAUGCAGUUGCACGGGGGGUGCAAACCUCAAAGCGCUCCCCUGUAAAGUGCAAUCGAGAAAAAAGUUUGCAGCCCUAUUUAAAAUACUACUAAUAAUAAAUUAUUAUUUCUAUCCCACCCAUCUGGCUGGGUUUCCCAGAAACUCUGGACGGCUCCCAAUAGAGUAUUAAAAACAUGAUAAGACAUCAAACAUUAAAAGCUUCCCUAAACCCAUUAAUGCCACCUUGAUUUUCCUAGAAGCAUCUGGGUAGGUUUGUAAACCUCCCUGUGAGUGAUUAUUAUUAUUUAUUAAAUGUGUGUAUACUGCCAUUCAUCUGUAGAUCUCAAGACAGUUCACAACAUAAAAAUAAAAAAAUUCAUUUAAAAAUGAACAAAAGCAAACCAUAACACCCCCCUUCAAAUGUGAGUCAUCGUUACGAAAAUAGGUUGCCCUCACUUGCAGAAUGGUUAGUGUAGUGCCUGCACAUACUAAACAGCUCCUAACACCUUGAUCCUUGGAUGAAGUGCAGUGUAUAAUUUAAAAUAAAUAAUGACGAUUAAGCAGUAUAAAAAUGCAAUGAACUUAGCAACACUAGGGUCUUUUGCAGGUGACCUCACGGCAAGGCUGGGUAGCUCUCUAAUGUAGUCCUGCAAUAGAAAGGAAAAUGUAUUCUGUGCGUGCUCAGGGGAACCCUGCCGUAAAUAUUUGAAGCCUUGCUUUCAAAACAGGUUCAGUUUUUGGUUGCCUGUUGUUGCAACCCAGCUCCUCUGCCUUGGUUCCAUUUCAUCCUGCUAAUGCCUCACUGUCUCCUUCGUAGGUCCGUGUGGAAUUCAUGGAUGACACCAGCCGUUCGAUUAUCCGCAACGUGAAAGGCCCAGUCCGGGAAGGGGAUGUCCUCACGCUGCUGGAGUCUGAACGCGAAGCCCGGCGGUUGCGCUGAGCUGUAGCCAAGUGAGUCUUCUUCUAAUUACCCAUCCCCUUUCGAGCAGAGCGCAGUUCAGCCUUGCUCAACCCUGACAUCUUCCAGAUUAUCGUUUAAUCUCCUUCCCCAGGUGUUUGAAAAAAGCAGUGCACGAAACACAAUAAAAGCAGCUGAAGGCAAUACUGGUGGGAGCGAAAGCAGCAGAUACGUGUAAAAUCCACGGGGAGGACAGGAAGAGAACGUUGCAUUGUGCAAGGAGAAAUUAAUAAUAAUUUAUUAUUUAUACCCCGCCCAUUUGGCUGGGUUUCCCCAGCCACUCUGAGUCGCUUUCAACAGAACAUUAAAAACAGAAUAAAACUUCAAACAUUAAAAACUUCCCUAAACAGGGCUGCCUUCAGAUGUCUUCUAAAAGUCAGGUAGUUGUUUCUUCCCUUGACAUCUGAUGGGAGAGUGUUCCACAGGGCGGGCACCACCACCUAGAAGGCCAUCUGCCUGGUUCCCUGUAACCUCACUUCUUGCAGUGAGGGAACCGCCAGAAGGCCCUCAGAGCUGGACCUCAAUGUUUGUGUUGAUGCCUCUUUGACUGCAACCUGGUGGUUGCAUCCAUCUGAGUUGCACUGGGAUUAGAGCCACUGAAAUUAAGGAGUCUCUGAGUAGGAGUAACAUUGGAUAGAAUCCACUAUUGGAGAGACCUAUUCACCCAGCUGGAAAAAGCCCUUGGGAACAAAAAUGUCUACUCUCUGUUCUCCAGAGAGUAGACACCUGCCAUAUCUCAACAGGAAUGCUAUUUCAUAGAAAGGGCCGCCAAAUUAAAAGCCUUGCUCCGAGUUAACGUGGAGUGGCCCUCAGAUCUUUGGAACUUGCAGGAAAAGGAUGCUUUUAAAUCCCAACUCCCAUACUCUGGUCCAUUGAACCCAUCAUCAAUUACAGGUGUUAAACAUUCUAGUUUCAGUCUGCUUUCCUGGCCAGGAUUUUGGCAGGUCUCCCCUUUCUAUCCACCUAGCCUUAAACAAAGCCUUUUUAAGAAUCCUGGGGCAUCGUCAUGCCUGCAGUUGUCUGAUCAAUAGUUGGUGGUCCAUAGGCAUGCUGAAUGAUUGAAACUGGGGUGUUGGUUCUCUUCACUUAGGAUGAGUUUAAACAACCUAGCAACUGGCUUUGAAUUGUUGCAGUUCACUAGAAAAUACAGUGGUGCCCCGCAAGACGAAUGCCUCGCAAGACGGAAAACUCGCUAGACGAAAGAGUUUUCCGUUUUGGAGGUGCUUCGCAAAACGAAUCUCCUAUGGGCUUGCUUCGCAAGACGAAAAUGUCUUGCGAGUUCCUGCGGGUUUUUUCCCCUCCCCCCCUUUUUCUAAGCCGCUUAUCCGAUAAGCCGCUAAAAGCCGCUAAUAGCGCUAAUCCGAUAAGCCGUCAAUGGGCUUGCUUCACAAGACGAAAAAACCGCUAGACAAAGAGACUCACAGAACGGAUUCUUUUCGUCUUGCGAGGCACCACUGUAUUCCCCGGGCGUAAGGAAAAACCUUUGCGUUCAAACUUGCUCAGAGCCUCAGUUGCCCCCCAAAUGGAAAACCUUGCAGGAUAUGCCACUUUUGCUUUGGAGUAAAAAUAAUAACUCGUAAAUUGUGUUUUGUCAAAGGCUUGGAGGACCCAGUGCUGUUUGAUGGAAUUUUAUCUUAUCUGCAACCAUACAGACACACAGGACUACCUCUCCACAGUACAGAGUGAAAAUUGGUUUUCCUAAUGGUUUUGAAGGAAUUCAGCAACAUAAUAAUAUCAUUGGAAGAUCACAACAUAAAAAUACAAAAUAGGAGCACAAAAUACAUAAUAAAACAAAAACAAACCAAUAACACUCCCCCCCCAGCACAUUUAAAAGGCCAUAGAAGCUUCCUAUUCUAUUGGAUGUACUGUGCUGCUUUUGUAAUUCAUUAUUUUUAUUACAUUGUUUUGUUUGACUUUAUUUAUAUUUUAUUGUCGAUAAAUUAUUUUAUUUUGCAACGCACACAACACUAAAAAGGGGGGGGGACUUAAACAGAAAGUACAAAAACAAAUGCAAAACAAAUACUGAACUUCUAACCACCUGUCAGGGGUUCAGGGAGAGAGGCACAGGGUAGGCAGGAGAUGGAGAGCGAUGGGGAUGAAUUCCAAGCCAGCGAGGAAGAGGAUGACAAUGACUCAAGAGAUUCCAUGAGUCUUUCCAGCGAAUCAGAGGAUUCCCAGAAGGGGGCGCCGGUGGUCAAGGCCAGGAGCCCCAGGGGGACGUGUCAGGAGCAGGGGGCCAGCGGGGGAUCCCAAAGUGGCAGCUGGGCGUCAGGACCUGCCUCCCCACCAGAGUGCAGCGAAGGGGGUGGAGUUUCCAGUGUGUCAGGGAAGCAGCUCCGGCAGCAGAGAAAGGAGGGAGGUCAGAGCAAGCCGCCCUCCCGGAAGGGGGGGGAGCAGUGAAGGGAGUAGUGUAACUGUCAAAAGGAAAGUUAGAGGUUUGGCCCGCGCGCCAAGUUCAAAUGUAGAGGCGCGCGGAAGUACAGGGAGCCCGGAGGAGGGGCCAGGUCCCAAAGCCCGCAGGAGGGGGAAGAGCAGUCUGAUUCCGCGUCAGAGGAAUCCAGGAGGGGCGAAACCCCAGCGGGCAGAAGGACCCUGCGGAAAAGGAAGGAGAGAAAGAGGUGGAGCAGCGCAAGCCUCUUAAAUUGGUGUAGGGGAGGGACGGAUUCAGAGGGGACUUCAGCGGUCUAAGCGUAGCAGACGUAAGGCUGCGCGCCUAGGAUGUCAAGCAAACAAUGAACUGCAAUAAACACUUUUGUAUAUAAGAAGACAUAGGCGUUGGUCUUUUGUGAGCUGAGACUUGAGGCAGCCUUGACACCACCUUUCAGAAAAAGGGAAAAAAUGACUGACUUGACUUUAAAUGUGCUCGGAAUUCCAAUUCCUGUUCACCCCAGCCACCAGUUGGGGGGAGUCCAGCCCCGCUUGCAGGUCCAGAUUGUGCAGUGCUGAUCAUUCCCCUAAUCUUUCUGGCGCUCUGAAAUUCAGCUGCCUGUCGAUAGGGUUGAGGCAUGCAACUAAAUCCCGGUUUGUUUUGUUUUCUAGGUUGGGUCAAAACUCCCAUGCGAUGUGUUUGUACAAGCCUGGUUGAAGAGUGAUGAGCUGCCCUCGGUCCUUCCAAUAAACUUCCUUUGCCCUCCACCACUUAAACUUGUGUGCAGUGUUUUUAAAUUACCAUAGCAAAAUAUUUCGUAAUGGUCGAAAUAGUUGUAUGGUAUGAGUACAUACGCAGCCCUUUCUCCCUGCCCGCCCCGUU